Messenger RNA from Gasterosteus aculeatus aculeatus (three-spined stickleback), 2817 nucleotides. Lineage: Eukaryota; Metazoa; Chordata; Actinopteri; Perciformes; Gasterosteidae. The record is from RefSeq and is a predicted model, not a curated record.
GCCAACAAAUGAAGUAAUUAGGCCUAAAACGAGGCAUCUUAAACGGUCCACACUUGCUUCGCGGUGAUUGGCAGCUCUGAUGUUGGCUCCAGGAGGAAGACACAUGCCCGGAAGGCGAUAAGGCUUCUCAGAAACUUAAUUGCAGCAGUCUGUUGUGUGGAUUUGAGGACUACAAAGCAUUAAGGGACUCGUGUAAGCGUCUGAGAGCGACAUUGUAAAGCGUCUCCGGGAGGAGAAGUGGUGCUGGUUGCCGGUUUGCUGACGCCGACAACAACAACAACCGCCAUGUUCAGCAGGUUCAAAACGUUUCUGAGGGGUCCGGAGCCUCCCCCCGAGCAAGCUGAGGCCACACCUCCUACCCCACCUCCACCUGCCAAGGAAGAAAAGCCCCCUGAAAAGAAGGACGACAAAGAGCAGCCGAAGACAGAAGACGAAAAGAAAGACGAGAAGACGGAAGACAAAAAAGAAAAGACAGAAGAAGAGGUGAAGAAAGAAGAACCGCAGAAAGAGGAACCAAAAGCAGCUGCUGCUGCUGCUGCUGCUCCUGCUCCAGCUGCUGCUGCUGCUCCAGCUGCCGCUCCUGCUCCAGCUGCUGCUCCUGCUGUCACUCCAGAUGGAGCUGAAGGUGAUGCGCCCCCCCCUCCUCCUCCACCUGUUGUCUACUUCCGCGGAAUCGAUGACGCGCUCAGAGACAAAAUCAAGACGCUGAGGGAGCGGCAGGAGACCCUCAAGGAGAAAGCCAUAGACCCUUAUGCCACCUCGCCAGAAAUCACCCCACCUGUCACACCUAUUCUGAAGAAGGAAGACUACAUCAGACUGAAGGAAGAGGAGCGAAUUGCAAAAGAAGAAGCGGAUAAAAAGAAGGCGGAGGAAUCCGCCAAGAAGGCAGAGGAGAAAAAGAAAAAGGACGAGGAGAAAAGGCUGGAGGCAGAGAAGGCAGCGGAGGAGGAGAGGCUGGCGGAGGAGGCUAAGAAGAAAGCCAAGAUCCUGCCGGACAUCAGCUGCUCCUUCGUCGACGUCCUCUUCCGUCCCAUCGAGCGACUCAUGGACAGCGCACUGGGACAAACCCUGGAUCCUCUAGAUCGGCGCUACAUUGCCUGGUUGUCCCUGGUGGCGUUGGCCUACAACUACAACGUUUGGUUUUGCACUGCGCGGAUGGUUUUCCCUUUCCACAACGAAACCACCAACCCCUUCUGGAUCGCUUUUGACGUUCUUAGUGAUGCAGUGAAUAUUAUUGACAUCAUGGUUUGGCAGCCCCGGCUACAGUUUGUCAAAGCUGGAGACGUUAUUAAAAGCGGACCUAUGGCUAAAGUAUAUUAUCGGAAAUCCCAACGAUUUAAGAUCGAUAUCAUCAGCGUCCUGCCCUUUGACCUUCUCUGCCUGUACUUUGAGUUCUCCGCCGUAUACAGAGUCAACCGCUUUAUCAGGAUUGAGUCCUUCUUUGACUUUAGUGAUCGACUCGAGAGCAUCAUGGCCAAGGCCUACAUCUGGAGAGUGAUUCGCACCACAGGUUACCUACUUUACGCCCUCCAUCUCAACAGCUGUGCGUACUACGUUGCCUCCAUGUACCAGGGUAUUAAGUCGACCACGUGGGUGUAUAAUGGAGAGGGAACGGCGUACCUGCGUUGUUACUACUACGCAGUCCGCAGUCUAAUCAACAUCGGUGGUCUUCCAGAGCCAAUAACCACCUUCGAGAUAUCUUUUCAGAUGGCCAACUUUUUCAUUGGCGUUUUUGUGUUCUCCAGUUUGAUUGGACAGAUGAGAGAUGUCAUAGGAGCGGCAACAGCGGGGAAGACCUAUUUCAGGGCAUCCAUGGAUGGCUGUGUUGACUACAUGAAUACCUACAAUAUCCCCAAGGUUGUUCAGAACAGAAUCCGGACCUGGUACAACUACACCUGGUCAGCUCAGGGCAUGCUGGACGAGUCGGAGCUGCUAGACAAGAUGCCUCUGGUGAUGAAAACUGCCAUCGCCGUGGACAUCAACUUGUCAACCUUCCAGAAGAUCGCAUUGUUUCAGGGCUGUGACCAGCAGAUGUUGGUGGAUAUGUUGCUGAGGCUCAAGUCAAUUGUCUACCUCCCCGGAGACUUUGUUGUUAAGAAAGGCGACAUCGGUAAAGAGAUGUACGUGAUCAAAAGUGGAGCGGUGCAGGUGGUGGGGGGACCUGACAACAGCAUCGUGUUCGUCACGCUGAAGGCCGGCUGCGUGUUCGGAGAAAUCAGUUUGCUACAGUCUGCCAAAGAUGGAGGAAACAGGCGCACAGCUAAUGUGAAAGCUCACGGCUUUGCGAACCUUUUCGUCCUGGAGAAGAAAGACUUGUUUGACAUCCUCAUCCACUACCCAGAGUCUCAGAAAGUCUUGGCCAGGAAGGGAAGGAAACUUACCAAAGCCAAAGGCCCUCCGGCUGCUAAAACUGAGGAGAAGCCGAAAGGAAACGCACUGUUUGCAGUAAAACCACCAACGCCGAAACUACUUAAAUUCAUUGGCAAUUUCCGCAAAGGAGCAUUUAAAAAAAGUGCUCAGUAGCAGAAAUGAGAACGGAUGCAGCUUCACUACUGUAUCAUUUUGCACACUUCUCAUUGGCUACUGGAAGGAAGGCCCAUGAGAAGACAGCAGGGGGAUUUGUAAUUUGAGUCAAAUAUUAUUCACCAUGUAAAUGUCUGUAGAUUCUAUAGUUUAUCUAAUCAGUGACUGACCAAAUCUGAUGGUUUAUGUGGUUUAAGUUUUAUUUUUGUAUUAAAAAAAGUGAAGAUGUUUACAGUAAAAGCACCAGCUAAACCAUUAUAACCAGCUUUCAUUAAAAGAAAUGGAUGAAAAAUG